ACCCUAAAACACACUCACCCACUUCCUCCUCUUCCAUAAACCUCUCUCUUCCUUCUCUCUCCUGCCAUGAAAAUCGCAGACACAAACUCCUCAGAAGCCUCCUCCUAUCUUGAUGACUUUUGUUUCUUCUUGACUUCUGUCCGAACGCUCUGAAUACUUUAACUUUUGAGACCCCAAAUAAACGAUAAAGACACUAUUGAAAGCUGAUAACAAAAGAUCAAACCCAUGGCUGAGAGUCUCUCCUGUGGAGAAACCAGCGAUUCAUGGAUCACUGAUGAAACCAACUGUGACGGCGGAUUCGUGAACGAUGAACUUUUUAGUAAAGACGAAAACUUUAACGGAAACGGAUCAAACCCGAUGAUGGGUUCUCCUCCGUCGUCGUCGCUGAGAGAAGAAAGAAUCAGAGAGAUGAUGGAGCGAGAGGUUGAGUUCUUGCCAGGAGCUGAUUACCUCAAGAGGCUGCGUUCUGGGGACUGGGAGUUGCGUGUUAGGAACCAAGCUCUCGAUUGGAUUCUAAAGGUUUGUGCUCAUUACAAUUUUGGAACACUCUGCAUAUGUCUAUCCAUGAACUACUUGGAUCGGUUCUUAACAUCCUAUGAGCUGCCAAGAGACAAGUCAUGGGCUGUUCAGUUGCUAGCUGUCUCUUGCUUAUCAUUAGCAGCUAAAAUGGAAGAAUCAGAUGUGCCUCAAACUGUUGAGUUACAGGUGGGAGAUCCCAAGUUUGUUUUUGAGGCCAAAACGGUUAAAAGGAUGGAACUUUUGAUACUCAACACUUUGAAUUGGAGAUUGCAAGCUCUAACUCCAUUCUCCUUCAUUGAUCAUUUCAUUCACAAGACCAAAGGUCACGUGUCAGAGAAUUCCAUCUAUAGGUCCUCACAGUUCAUCUUGAACACCACAAAAGCAAUUGAAUUCUUAGACUUCAGGCCUUCUGAGAUAGCUGCAGCAGCGGCAGCGUCUGUUUCCAUUUCAGGAGAAGUUAUUUGCAUUGAUGAUGAAAAGACAAUGUCUAAUCUCACAUGUGUAAAACAGCAGGAGAGAGUGAAGGUAUGUUUGAAUCUGAUGAGAAACCUCACAGGGGAGGAUGUGACUGGUGCUACAUUGUCGUCACAGCAGCCGAGAUUAGCGGCAAGAGUGGUGCCAGUGAGUCCAAUUGGAGUGUUGGAAGCAACAUGUUUGAGCUGCAGGAGUGAUGAGAGAACAGUUGAGUCAUGUACAAAUUCCUCACAGAGCAGUCCAGACACAAACAACAACAAUAAUAAUAGCAACAAGAGGAGGAGAAAACAAUGAGAGAGAGAAAUAAAGAGUCAUACCUUGCUUUUUCAACACCAAUCCAUAAAAGGGUCAUGACAUUUGCGGUUCUUUAUAGUUUUGGUUUAUUCCUUUUUUUACUUCCAUUUCUUUACCUUUCUUUGGUUUCUCAUCUUCAAUCAGAGUUUUUUGAGAGAGGAAAAAAAUAAAGAGGGAUCUUUUGAAGGCGGCAAAAUUAAUGUCAUUAUUGAAGAUGAUGAGAUACAUUCCUAUU
Molecule: messenger RNA, 1522 nt
Organism: Brassica oleracea var. oleracea
Lineage: Eukaryota; Viridiplantae; Streptophyta; Magnoliopsida; Brassicales; Brassicaceae
Product: cyclin-D2-1
Exons: 6
Coding region: 226-1287 (353 amino acids)
Biological process (GO): regulation of cyclin-dependent protein serine/threonine kinase activity; mitotic cell cycle phase transition
Cellular component (GO): cytoplasm; nucleus; cyclin-dependent protein kinase holoenzyme complex
Molecular function (GO): cyclin-dependent protein serine/threonine kinase regulator activity
Source: RefSeq, a predicted model, not a curated record